AUGGUUGGGUUCGCCCGGCUGGUCCGGGCGUGUCGCCUUCCCGCCGCCCCCGUGCUUAGUUCUAUCUUGAAGCUCAACAGGCUUCGUGGUAGAAUUCCAGCGACAAGCAGCCGGGCGGGCCAAGCCAUGGGCCAGCAGCUGGGCGGAGAACGCUUCACCGACAGGACAUAUACGUACAGUGUGCCCACUGCACUUGCUUGUGCAGCCGCUGGUUUAGCUUUGUUUACUGCUGUUUCUGCUUCUCGCACGGAAGGUUUAGUGCUGUGCGAAGGCCCCGGCUGUGAUAAAAAUCAUGAAAACCCACUGUGGAGAUCCAGGGAGAGUCAGCCCUUCACGAGGAAGCUCGGGGACGCGUUGCUCUUCACCGGAACAGCCAAUGAACAUUUGGGCUCCGCUGUUGCAGAAAGACUUUCAACUCGUUUGGGAAGAGUUUCAGUCGGCCGGUUUGCUGAUGGAGAGGUGAACAUCCAGUUUCUUGAUUCUCUGCGGGGGAAGGAUGUGUACAUCAUACAACCCACCAGCACGCCUGUCAACGACCACCUCAUGGAACUCCUCCUCAUGAUUUCAACUUGUCGCCGCGCCUCCGCCAAAAAAAUCACAGCUGUCAUCCCCUACUUCGGCUACGCCCGGCAGGACAGAAAGAUGAACAGUCGGGUCCCAAUCUCAGCGGCUGAUGUUGCGCGGAUGAUGGAGGCGAUGGGCGUCGAUAGAGUAGUGGCUGUUGAUCUGCACUGUGGACAGAUUCAAGGUUUCUUCGGCCCGCGUGUGCCAGUAGACAACGUAGAAGCCCAGAUCGUUGGCUUGGAUUACUUCGAGGCGAAAGAAUUAGACAAACCAGUCGUGGUUUCCCCAGAUGCUGGCGGCGUGUACAGGGCGCGGAAAUUUCAGGAAGGCAUGGUCCGCCGCGGGUAUAAAGACUGUUCGAUCGCCAUGUUGAUAAAGCGCCGUAUUAAGGCAAAUGAAGUGGAAAGCAUGGAUCUUGUAGGAUCUGUAGAGGGACGCGAUGCCAUCAUCGUAGACGACAUGAUAGAUACCGCCGGCACGGCCGAUGGUGACGAGUUGCAAAAAGAUAAGGAUUCUCUCAAUAUCUAUAUUGUUGGCGGACGCUAUUCGUCGGAUCCAUCAAAAAGAAAGCUUGAAUGA
Molecule: messenger RNA, 1143 nt
Organism: Eimeria mitis
Lineage: Eukaryota; Apicomplexa; Conoidasida; Eucoccidiorida; Eimeriidae
Product: phosphoribosylpyrophosphate synthetase, putative
Exons: 4
Coding region: 1-1143 (380 amino acids)
Biological process (GO): purine nucleotide biosynthetic process; 5-phosphoribose 1-diphosphate biosynthetic process
Cellular component (GO): cytoplasm; ribose phosphate diphosphokinase complex
Molecular function (GO): magnesium ion binding; ribose phosphate diphosphokinase activity
Source: RefSeq, a predicted model, not a curated record